CAGGCUUGAAGGGGAGCAAAGGAAGACAGAUGAACAGGAUCAUGAAAGACUCUGCACACCUGUUGGACAUUGAUCGUCAACUUGUGCACUCUUGGAUGUCCCUGCUGAGUGUGGAUGAUCUAAUGAGCUUCAUAUCCAGUGUGCAAGUGGAGCUCCUAGACAUUCUUCAUCACAUGCAGUUCAGGUUCAAAUUUGGAAUGACUCACUUAAACUACAAAGCUUUGAAAGAAUUGGCUUCUCAUCUCGUCAAUAUAGAAAGCUGUUGGAGGAGGAGUUUCAGUGACCAGUAUGGAGAGUGCUGCCUGAAAACUGCAGUAAGGCUUCUCGGUUCUGUCUGCUCUCAAGUGAAAGAUCCAGCCUGCUGUGAUGUUCCCCUUCACUUCCUUGAUCUGGUCUGUCUGAUUGCCAAGGCAUAUGACCACACUGAUUCCCAGUCAAGAGUGAGAAUUCACGAAGAGUCAAUCGGGGAGACAUUAGAAACAGUGAGGGAAUGGCGGAGAAAUACCUUCAAAAACAAGCUGCUUAAUGAAUGGAAUCAGGCGCAGUUUUCUGUACCCCAUGAAAUUGAGGUAUGGGAAAAGUUACUCUCGCGAUCCUUCAGUCAUGAGGAGCACACUUCAUACUGGAGAACCACCUUCAUGGAGGAUUUUGGAGCAAAACUAAAACAGGAACAUCCAAUGGAUCAAAUUGGAAUAUACGCUAACAAGAUGGAAGAACUGAGCAAGACAAGUCCAUUGUUAUGCAGCACAAUGGAGACAUAUGCAGUGGAGGCGGUCGAGGCUAUAUGUCAGGACACAUCUGGUAGAGCUGUUUCUGCUCUGUUGGAGAAACAUGAUAUCACGAAGUUUGGGAAACUGAUGUCUGUUGUUCUGCUGAAGACAUGGCCCACAAAUGCAAAAGGAGAUCACAUUCAAGGGGAGGACUUGAUAUUUGAGUACCUUGUAAACUGGCCCACGGCCAAAAAUGUCUUCCAAAUGACAGGCGCAAGAGGAGGACUUGUCAACAAAUUGUCAGAGGAAGCGCAAAUGAGGAUAACUUUGGCAAGUUCAGCAUUCAGAUCUGUGUCAGAGAAGUUCCUCAGCGGAGAAAUCCAAAUUAAAACUUUAAACCAAAUCCUCAACAAAGAACAACAAUUUAUGGACUUGUUGAAGAUAGAUGGUCUCUGUGAUGAUGGUCGGUGUAAAGAUGACAGUAACAUGAGAAGAUUACUGAGAUUAAGAAAAGGGGAAGCAGAAGCUGUGCACAGUGAGAAGGAGCUGGUCAAGAGUCUUGUACAAAUCUGCCAAGAGCUUCCCCAACAUGUCAAAGUUGACUUUGAGGGGUUGGACAAAAAACUUCAUCAGAACAUUGAGAUGAUGAAUCUGAAUGAAUUAAUGAAAGUUCACACUCUUGAUGGACGGACCUCUUCUACAACUGGGAAGGUCACGUAUUAUAACCUUUGUGAUGUCACCCGUCAAAUGGCCUCAGAUUUGCAUGCUAUUAAAGACAGCUCAAUCUUCAGAAUUUGCUGGAGAACCCGAGUAGAAGAGCUGUCAAGGGACCAACCUGAUACAGAUGACACUGAAUAUUCCGAUGGAAAUGAAGAAAUCUACACUCUUGACCAUGUCUACCAUCAAAUUUUCCGGAGCUGCUACAGCAAGUACAAAGUUCUUUAUGAUGGUCUGAAGAGUGGGAAAGUGUUACUGGAGGAAAUAGACAGCAUGGUUGAGGUCUAUAAAGCGAAGUAUGAAGACUUGCAGAAAGAUUUAGAUAUCAUGUGCAGAAUAGAUUCACAUGAUAACAGAAACUGGAUCCGAAGAAGGAUUUCACAGAUUCAACACUACCAUGAAUUUCAUCUUGCAAUGGAAUCUGCCAAAAUCAUCAUGGAUAUCAGGAACACAAUAUGUCCAGAAGGAGACUUCAGAGUACUGGAGAAAUUACUACAAAUGAAUCAAGCUGACUUCAAGAAAAACACCCUGGAUUUCAUAGAUGAUACCAUCAUAAAUGCCAAAAAUAUUCUGAAGGGCAUUACGGAUAAUCGCAGGGAAUGUCUUCAGGAACUCAGUCUAAGACUGAACUUUGUGCUCUGGGUCAAAGAAGCACUUGAAGAUAUCAGUGAGCUGAAAGUUUUCGUCGAUCUGGCAUCCAUCUCUGCUGGAGAAAAUGACUUGGAUGUGGAUCGAGUGGCCUGUUUUCAUGAUGCUAUCCUUGGUUACUCGUCCAUACUGUAUGGUCUGAAGGAGGACUCUGACUUUGAGGACUUCAUGGUGGCCGUGUCAAAAUUGUGGAUGGCAUUUGAAAAUGACAGAAAUAUACCAUGGAAGCUGCGGGAUACAGCACGACAUCUGGAAUGGUUAAAGAAUGUUAAAGAAAGCCAUGGAUCUGUUGAAUUUUCAUCUCUGUCCCUGGCUACAUCCAUCAAUGAGAGAGGGAUAUACACCAUCAAGGCCCAAAACCAGAAAAGGCUUGCUUUAGAGACUUCCCUGAUGCUGCAAAUUCAGGACGGACAGGAGGAAAACAUGACAUGCACCUAUGAGGACUUGAAAGAGUUGCAAAACAAGCUUAUGCUCAUGUCUGGAAGAGGAGAGCAAAAUCAAAGUGAAGUUGAGCAAUUCGCUGAGGUGUUUGACAAUUCCAAUUCAAUCAGAAGAAGGCUCCCAAAUGGCUUCUGCUCAAAACAACCUAAUCUCGUAAUCUGCCCACACAAUGAGGUGCUGACUUCAAGUAUCUGCUUGUACAUGACCAGUGACGAUGAACCACUGCCGAGUUAUGAUGAGGUUCUCUUGUGUACCCCUGCAACAUCGCAUGAGCAAGUAGAGCUUUUCCUGAGGAGAUGUCUCACACCAGGUGACACUGGCCAGAAGAUUUACACAAUGCUUUGGGCUGAUCAACUAACCUAUGACAUUAGCUGUGCAAUGGAGAAAUGUUUUCAGAAACUCCGUUCCCUUUUUAAACAUGAUUACAGGCUAGUGAUCUUUUGCAGCUCUGACAGGGAGCACACCUAUAUUCCUACUGCAUUCAGUCAAUUCAAAAGUGACUUUGUGCCAGAAGAGCCGUUGGAAAAUAUCCAGAAAUACUUGUCAAGGUAUUACACUGUCAUGUCAGAUUACAAGAAUGCUGCGUUCAAAGGUGGCCAUUCUGUUGGCAUUGUUGCUUCCCGAUGUGCAGGAGUAGGUAAGUCACUGUAUGUCCAAAGAUUGUAUGAAAAGAUGGAAGGAACUGUUGAACCAGGAACUGCAUUCAAGAAGUGCAUCCGUCUAACUGAUCAUGAGGUUGAUGACCACAAGGUUCUCAAGUCUUUGUAUGACACACCGAAACAAAAAGAUCUAAAAGUGUUUCACUUUGAUGUCACAUCCUCGGUGCAAAAAGGCUUGAAUGAAUUCCUCUUCAAGCUUUUCUUUUUGCGGUACCUGAUGGAUUCAGAUGGACGGAUGUGGCGCUGUAGCCACCAACACUUGUACAUCGUCGAGUUACUGGAAUCAAUAAAUUAUCAGCCCAGAUAUGCCCCCAGAUCUGGACGAAAGGAAGACUUUGGGUUCUUGGACGUUUUUCCUAAGGUUUUUUGUCGUCCACCAAAGGAGGUUAUGACUUUGGAAAUGAAGAGAGAGGAAAAUGCUGACAUGGAGAGUGAUGAUCCCCUCAUGGAUGAUGAAUGUUUCAGGAGUGAAGCUUACCAGAGACCAUACCAGUACCUCACACGUUUUUACAACAAUGACAAUCUUGACAACUUCACUUACCAGGGCAUUGAAGGGAGUCAUGCAAAAUGUCUUCAGAUACUCUUAAUCUACUGUGGCAUAAUAGAUCCAUCAUGGGCAGAGCUACGUAAUUUUGUCUGGUUCCUAAAUCUUCAGCUGCAAGACUGUGAGAAUUCAGUCUUCUGCAAAUUUGAGUUUGUUGGAGACACUCUUCAUGGGUUCAGAAACUUUGUGGUUGAGUCUAUGAUCUUAAUGUCCAAAGACUUUGCAACCCCAUCACUAUGCAUCACUGACCAGAGCCCAGGGGGGCAACAAAUUGACAUCAGUGGGCUUAAAGAGAGGGAAUUGGCUCCAUUCCUCAUUAGAAGAAGGUGGGAGUCUGAGCCACAUCCAUACAUCUUUUUUAAUGAUGACCACAUGUCCAUGACUUUCAUUGGAUUUCACCUGAAGCUCAUAGACCAGAAUGGGGUUGAUGCCAUAAAUCCUUUGACAGGAGAAGUGAUAAAGAAAAACAUCAUGACUCAAAAGCUUUACGCUGGCUUAAAACUUCAGGGAGUCCCUUUUAAUAGGGACUUUGAUCAGCUUCCUCGAGCUGACAAGAUUGAGCAUCUGUGUAGUGUGCUUGGCAUCAAGUGGCCAAAAGAUCCUGAUGAAACAUAUGAACUUACCACUGAUAAUAUCCUCAAAAUGAUGGCAAUUCAUAUGAGAUUUAAGUGCGGUAUCCCUGUCAUCAUAAUGGGUGAGACAGGAUGUGGUAAAACGAGACUCAUAAAAUUUAUGUGUGAAUUGAGAAGAUGUGGAGCACCAGCAGAAAACAUGAAAAUCGUCAAGGUUCAUGGAGGAACCACAUCAGAAAUGAUACACGAUAAAGUGAAGGAAGCAGAAACUCUUGCAAGGACUAAUAAAAAGAAUCUCGAUUUUGACUCAGUUCUUUUCUUUGAUGAGGCAAACACCACAGAAGCCAUCAGCAGCAUCAAAGAGAUCAUUUGUGAUAACUCAGUGCAGGGACAACAACUGGGUUCUCAAACAGGACUGCAGAUUAUUGCUGCCUGCAACCCUUACAGGAAGCAUACAGAUGAGAUGAUUGAGAGGCUAGAGGCAUCAGGAUUGGGCUACCGGGUCAGGGUUGAGGAAACUGAAGACAGGCUUGGUGCCAUCCCUCGCCGCCAGCUUGUGUAUCGUGUUCAUGUGUUACCCCCCAGCAUGAUUCCUCUUGUUUGGGACUUUGGGCAGCUCAGUGACUCAACAGAGCAAAUGUAUAUCAAACAAACAGUGCAAAGACAGGCAAAGGCCAACUUUAUUGAGAAGCAUUAUAUUCCAACUAUAACCCAGGUGAUGUCGUCAUCACAGAAGUUAAUGAGGGAGAGGAAAGAUUAAUGCAGCUUUGUCAGUUUGAGGGAUGUUGAACGUUGCAUGCAAGUGUUUGUGUGGUUCCACAAAAAUCACCCCAUGUUUGUUGUGGAACUAAGAGCAUUCCUUAAACAGCAAUUUCAGGGGGAAAAAGAUGCAAACAAGUCACCAUUUUCACCUGCUAGCGACAGAGUAAUCUGGUCACUCUUGAUGGCCACUGGGGUGUGCUAUCAAUCCUGCUUGGAGGACAAAAAGCCAUAUCGAAAAACUAUCAGCCAGUUGCUUCCUCGUGAAUACAACACAAAGAGAAUACUGCAGGAAAUCCAACUCAUGCAGGACCUCCUACUCAAUGGUGUACCCAUGGGUAAGACUAUAGCAAGAAAUGAGGCUUUGAAAGAGAAUUUCUUCAUGAUGGUGAUCUGUGUUGAGCUAAGAAUUCCCUUGUUUAUUGUUGGGAAACCAGGGAGCUCCAAAUCACUGUCCAAAACCCUAGUUGCAGAUGCAAUGCAGGGCCCUGCCUCACAUUCUGAACUCUACAAGAGGCUGAAGCAGAUACAUCUGGUGUCUUUCCAGUGCAGCCCUCAUUCAACUCCUGAAGGAAUCAUCAGCACAUUCAAACAAUGUGCCCGCUUUCAAGAAAGCAAAAACUUGGAUGAAUACAUCUCGGUUGUUGUUCUUGAUGAGAUUGGAUUGGCUGAGGAUUCCCCUAAAAUGCCACUGAAAACACUGCACCCAUUACUGGAAGAGGGCUGCGUUGAUGAUGAGCCCCAGCCUCAUAAACGGGUUGGGUUCAUUGGAAUUUCCAACUGGGCGCUAGACCCUGCCAAGAUGAAUCGCGGAAUAUUUGUGUCCCGUGGAGAUCCAAACCAGCAAGAACUGAUUAAAAGUGCUACAGGGAUAUGCUCAUCUGAAGAAAAGGCCCUUGAAAAUAUCAGACACCUCUUUAAACCCUUUGCAGAAGCAUAUAUGACAAUAUGCAGAGAAGGCAGAGGCUUUUUUGGUCUGCGGGAUUUCUACAGUCUGAUAAAGAUGGUAUUUUCAAUUACCAGAAUGUCUAAUGAGUGUCCUACUGCAGAUAAAAUCACUGGAGCAGUCCUGAGAAACUUCAGUGGAAAAGAUGAUGUGGAUGUGAUGGCCAUAUUUAGCAAAGAACUCAGGGAUGACUGUGAAAAUGCCAACAUCACCGCCAUUGGUAUGGUCGAGGAAAGCAUCUCAGCUUGCCAAGUGGAGGAAAAUCGUUACCUUUUAAUCCUCACAAAAAACUACGCAGCUCUUCAGAUUCUCCAACAGAUAUUCUUCUCUCACCAAAUCCAUCCAGAGAUCAUCUUUGGGUCUGGUUUCCCAAAAGAUCAGGAGUACACACAGAUUUGUAGGAACAUCAAUCGCGUCAAGGUUUGCAUGGAGACUGGACAGACAGUGGUGCUACUGAAUCUUCAGAAUCUAUACGAAAGUCUGUAUGAUGCUCUCAACCAAUACUAUGUGACUCUAGGAGGUCAAAAGUAUGUUGAUCUAGGAUUAGGAACACAUCGUGUGAAAUGCAGAGUUCACAAAAACUUCAGGCUCAUUGUUAUUGAAGAGAAAGAGGUGGUCUACGAACAGUUUCCAAUCCCGCUGAUUAACAGGUUGGAGAAGCACUACUUGGACAUCAGUACUGUUCUCAAAGAUGAGCAGAAGUACAUUGCUAGAAAACUACAAGACUGGGUUGAUGGUUUUGUCUCCUUAAAUAGUCAACUCUCCAUGAAAAAGCAGUAUGUUCCAAGUGAUGUCUUCAUUGGUUACCACUCAGACACAUGCUCCUCUGUGGUCUUGCAAGUAACAGAGAAUCAAAGUUUUAAAACAGAUACUCAGACAACACUGGACAAAGCCAAAAACAUUCUGCUUAACUGUGCUACUCCAGACUCAGUUGUUCGUUUGGACAAAUCAAGAUUGCCUGAUGAGGAAAGAGAACAUCUUACAAAAGAAUAUGUUAAAGCGGAGAUGCACAGAUCAUUGGGAGACUACAUUGUCUAUCACACACAGCAGUUGGAACUGUCCAGCUUCUUCUUCACUGAGGUCACAACCUUUUCCAGGCUACUGACUGCAACAGACACUCAACAACUGCAGAAUGUGACAAAGCUUGAUAUCAAGCUGCUAUCACUGCAGCAGUUUGAAACAGAGUUCUCUUUUCUCAAGGAAAUCAGGGAAUUUCUGAGCUCAAUACAUGCAGACAAAGUGCUCAUUAUCCAAACAGACUAUGAUGAAGACUCGUACAGAAGGAACAUUCUUUCUUCAGCUAAGUAUUCAUCCAUAAAUGAAAUAAACAAGUGGACCACUACUGACAUUACAAAGACAUUUUUGUACUUUGUCACCAAACUUCCUCGCAUUGAGGGUGGGACCUCCUAUGUUGGGUUUCAAGGCGGUCCUUGGAAAUCAGUUCACAUUGAUGAUCUCAGAAGAUCAAAAGAGUUUGUUUCUGAUGUUAAUUUCUUGAAAAAUCUACGUAUAAGUGACCUUUUUAAAGAUCCACCUGAAGCCAUGGAGACAGAAGAGCACGUCAGUGUGCCACAAAAUGAUGACUCCACUGUUUUGGGAGAAUUGUUUGAUACUAAAGAACUGGUGCGGAGCUGUGUGCAGAGUGCAGUGAACAUGCUCAGAGAUGCAGAAGACAGUGCAGAACUCAGCACUAAGAGAAUUGAGAGCCUGCUCACACUUCUGGAUGAAAGUCAGACACAAGGUGUCUUCGCAAACAUUGUGAGGAAGCGUCUUCACUUUUUGUUGGAGGACUAUGAAUCCGGCAUCCCCAGUCCAAAAAACUGGGUACUAACUGAGGCAUCUAAUGUCAGCGCUCUUCAAGAGGGAGGAACGUUCCUACACACACUGUGGAGGAAAAUCCAAGCAGUUGUCACUCCACUUCUGGCCAACUUGGUCUCAGUCAUUGACCGUGAUUGCAAUUUGGACCUUCUGCUGAAUGGUGGGGAUGACAUCAGGGACUUAUGGCUUGAGAUAUUUGGGAGCAAAGAUAUGCUCCAUGUGCCUUAUGUGAGGGUUGAAAGCAAGGUAUUAUUGGUACAAAGCCAUGCCACAGGUGGCAACACGAUGCGUUGCCUCGUGCCCUUCAGCUGGUGGAUCAAGGACUUCCUGGAUGGGCUCAUGAUGCAAACAUCCAGACAUGAAAUUUAUUCACCUGGUGAUUUUCGAAAGCUGUUCUUGAACACUCCACUUGGCAGUUACAUGGUUAAAAAUGUGACUGGAAAAAUGAGGAAAGAGUUUUUUGAAAAGUACCUACGGGAUUUUGUUUCAAUGACAAUGAAAGUAGGAUCAGAUGAAGAAUUGCAGCUCUUGUGUCAGGCCUUGGCCAGCUGUGUUGAUGAAAUAAAAAGACAAAUAAGAGAUGAAGAUGAGCUUUCUCUUCCUCACAUCCACAUCGCAUACCAUUUCUACCAAAGUCGUCUUCAGAACCUCUCUCGGAUGAUUUCUCUUCAGCCUGAAAUUGUUUCUCCUUUGCGAGGAAACCAGCACAUUAGACAUUGUCCCGAGAUGGUUUUGGAUGUCCAUGCAGCCAAGGCUUGUGUUGAAUACCUGGAGUCUCCUGAUUUAGAUACUGAUGCUCUCUGCCAGCGCUGGUUGAAGCAGGUUAAGAGGCUUCAGGCCUCUUUGGAGUUGAUUUGCUCCCAACAAAACAUCAAACAAUAUGGACAGCGAUGUAAAGAAAGACUCCGUGAUUUCAGUAAUGUCUGGAAGCGCACCUACAUCCUCUCACUGUUUGUGGAACACAUGCUGCUGAGUUUUCAUAAUGAAGAUAUUCAGCUCAGAAUACUGGUCCUGAAUCACAUUCGAGCCUUAAGCCAGGUUCUGGAGGGCAACUCAGAUAUUAAAUCACUGAAAGCUUUUCAAGCUGUGAUUAAAGUACUGACGUCCUGUAAGCAGGGGGCUAGUGAUCAGCUUUUCAGGUUUGGACUUCAGUGUAUGGUGUGCUUGAGAGAGCCUCAGGACCCUGUGGGGCUGCCAUGCCAUCACAUCUGCUGUUCCACAUGCAUCAGGGCCAGCCUGGAUUCAGGAUGGACCUCUUGUCCCAAGUGCAGGCAACAGUUACCAAAUGACUUUCAGCCACAUGUCUCUGAAGAAAUCAGGGCUUCUUUCAAGAAAAAUGCAGAAUUCAGGCGGCGUUGCAAUGGUUUCUUUGUUGAUAUGCUCUCUACUGUGUGCUUCAAGGACAAUACGCCACCAGCCCCAGGUGUCAUCACCCUUCUGUUGUCCUACGUGAAGGUUGAGACAGAAGAUAAACAGAUUUACACCAAAGAUCUGUCACCUUUUGACGAGUCCCCAGAUAACAACCCAGUCGUGCGAUCUGUGAUCCUCAAGCUGCUGCUGAAGUUCAGCUUUGAUGAAGUAAAGGGAUAUUUGCAGCAGCAUUUGUCAUCUAUUGAAGAAAGCAGAUUUGUGGAUGAGCACAACAAAGCAGAGCUUUAUGCCUUGUACAUCAACUGCUUGGAGGAUUCCAUGUGGGAGAAAAUGCCUAUGGAGGGCAAGAAGGCUGAAGAGUUGAAGCCAUUUUUCAGAGAAGAAACAGAAUUCCUGUGCUUGUUUUUGGCUCAAGUCACUUCUUUUCCAACAACAGUGUCUAUUCAACAUCUACAGCACAUCGCCCGACUGCGUCUGUCCCUCACAAUGGCCACCUAUGUCAUCAAUGACUGUCUGUCUGAUAACAAUUUUCCAGAUGGAGCAGAAGAUUUCCUUAAAAUGGUUAAAAAGGUUUGUGAGGAUAGUGGGAAUGAUUGGUACCGCAUUUACCUGAUCCGCAAGCUCAGCGAAUGGCAUGGUGUCGAGCUCGUCCAGACGCUGGUGAAACAACCAAACUUCAGCUGGCUUUUCCCUAAAGAGAUCCGUCAGCAGAAUGAAGAUGGAGGCCAGAUGGACCAGUUUCUUGUGUACGGGGAUGAAUACAAGUCGGUGAGGGAUGCAGUUGCAAAGGCAGUAGUGGACGGGGAUGUUGAGCAGAUAGAAGAAGUCUGCGAGAAAUGCGCCGCACCACCAAGGAAACGAACAAUGUUCAUCCUCCUGGCGCUUUUCCGAGAGGUUACGACUCUGUACAAGUCUGCAAACACAGGUCUUCAUCCCACCCCUGAGCGACGCCAAGCAUUUGGAGAAUUCAUCCAAGGGUCGAUGUAUCUGCAUCAAAGAGAGGUAAGGGAUUUUGCCUCAGCCUUGGUUCAGAACAGGUUGGGAGCCCUGACCAUCGACCCUGGUAAUACUGUUGGGGAUAAUGCUGUCAUUGAGCUGACCACCCAUCUGGCAGCUGUGCUGCUCACUGAGACUCACGUCCUGCUGAUGCCACUCAAGCAACUUGGUCUGUCUCCUGAAAAUAUGCAGACGGCUUUUAUACCCACAAUGCCUGAUGACAUGUUAGCUGUUGCCCAGGCAGCCAUACCACAAAGCGAUUGGAACAUCACUUGGUAUGUGUGUACGAAUAAUCAUCCAUGCUUUGUUGAUAAGUGCGGCCUGCCCAUGGAGAUAGGCAAAUGUUUGGAGUGUGGCGAGGAGGUGGGAGGGACGCAUCAUUCAGCCUUGCCUAAUUUUAAACAACUUCCGUUGCAGCAGGAUCGUACAAGGCCCGGCCACAUCCUGGGAGACCCUGAGCAGAGAAAAAACCCAGAUGCUCUGGACACUAAAAACAUGUCUCUGACUCCCUUCACUCUGGUCAGACUGGUUACACAUUUGGCUUUGUUGCUGGGAGCCUCAGAUAAGUCCCAGUUUGUCCAAAACAUCAUCCAGCCACCUGUGGAGGAUGUUUGUUCCUUUCUCACCCUACACAUAAAAACGGAUCUGGAUCAGCUGUCACAGGCACUGGGAAAAGGAGCUGAUGACACUAUUACAACUGUCCACUUGGUGCUCAGAUCCCUACAAGACCUAUUGCACGCCAGUCACUCUGAUAUUGAACCAAACUUAACAACCAAAGCAUCCAGAAACUCCUGGGAGACUACUAUGGCUGCAGAAUUUAUGACACCUCUGUUGAAGGAUCUUGAUCAGCUCCUGCAAGAAGGAAAGGGCAGCAUCAGGACUGACUCCCGGGUAUCUUCCAACUUCAUCAUGAGGACAACCUUCGGUGAUGAUUGUACUUUCCUGACAUCUCUGCCGCAGGGCUCUGAAGUCCAUAACUCAGCGGUGUGGAGCUGCAGGGAGAGGCUCUCCUUGCUCAGCCUCACACACACUGUGGAGCAUAAUGACCAAAAGGAGGCGCUGCCUCUGCUAUGGAGGUUCCUGCAGAAGGAGAGAGAAUUUCGCCAGAUUAAGUUUCUUCCAGACAUCCUAAUCCUGCAAAAACGCCUGGUGAGAAAGUUCCAGAACACAUCUGACCAGAAAAUUGGCUCCAUCAAAGAGUUCAUCGAGAAGCAGACAGAAAUGAGAAGAUGGUAUGAAAAACGAAUCGUCAUCUUCCUGAAAACAUGGAAUCUGCUCAGACUGUCUGUAACCAGCAGUGAGAUGAAAAUUCCAGAUUCCAUUAGUAAGGAUUUGGACCUGAACAGCGACCUGCAGUACCUUCUGCCCCAAUGGCAGGGUCCGGGCUUGUGUGCCACAGGGCUGGUCUGCUACCUUGUGGCACUACAAAAUGAGCUGGUGUACGCUGUGGAUAGUCACACCGGAGAGGACAGCAGCAGUUACAAGGUGAGUGUGGCAGAGCUGGCGGAGCAGCAUGUGAUCCGCUACGAGCUGGAGAAGGACCUGCUUCCUCUGGUUUUAUCCAACUGUCAGUACAGCUUGGAACGUGGCCAUGAGACGAUAUCACAGUAUGACCUGCCCAGGAUCCAGUAUCAGAUCCUCACCCGCUUCCUGCAGGGAAAACCCAUCCUCACCUGCACAGGAAUUCCCACUCUGGUCAACGCACAAGAGAGAGAAUAUAAAACCAUUUUCAAAGCCGUUGAAGGAAAAGUGCAUCAGGAUCCUCUGUCCUCUCUGACCCGGAACGCUGUGUCCAGAGAGCUGAGAUCCUACAGCGAUGUGUGCGAGGCAUUCAGGAUCGUGGAGCUGCUCCUGGGUUUCCUAUCAAUGACUGGUGGUGAUCCCACGAUGAAACUGGUCACUUACCUCCAGGACGUGCUGAAGAUGGCCAACCGCAUCGAUCAUCACAUUUUGCAGGCUCUGGGCAGAUGCACCCUCAGACACUGUGUUUCAUUGUGGCAACUCCUCUCCUCUCUUAAAUCUGAAAACAUGCUGCGUCUCAAGAGGGAGCCCUUUUCGGGAUAUCCAGCUAAGUACCAGAUGCCGCUGACAGAGGAAGACAAGAUUGAUCUGAAAGGCUUCCUGUCCUGGGGAAACGUGGACCAGUGGCUGCUUGAGAUGCACGAGUUCCUUCUGUUGAAUCUGGGCCGUCCGCAGGCCACUGACUACUACAAUCCAUCCUGGAGUGUGAAAGAAACUGUGGCUGCCUACAUGGACCCCAAAGUAGUGGGGUUGCCUCUUUACGUGAAGGACAAGUUCCCUGAAAAUCUGCAGCUAUCUCAGAUUGUGGAGACUUGGAAAUUUGCUGUCACCGCCAAACAGGACUGGAUGAUGGAGGGAUGAACCGGAUGAGUUUAUAGAGAUUUUAGUUUUUGGAUGAAUUUACAUUAUGAUUCUAGAAACCAAAGCAGUUUACUUUUUUUUUUUUAUUUGUCUGUUUUUGUUGAUUAUUCUGUGAUAAUUACUUUAUGUACGGAAAGAGUUAAAAAUGGCCUUAUAGCUAUUUACUGCCUUUUAUUAAUAGCAAUAAUUUGAAGAAUUACUGUCUGAGCCUCGUUUGAACAAAAUGUCAGUAUCUCCUUAGGAAAAGGUUUGACUAGGACAGUAUAUUGUAACUUUUAUAUUAUGUUUCAGGAUUACGUUAGUUAAAUUUCUUGGAAUAAGUUUAUAUCAAUAGUGACCACCAAAAUCGGAGUAGUGUCUGCAUGUUGGUAUGAUAAAGUAGGGAAGAAAAGAUAUGAAAUUACAUAUUUUUCAUUUAAUUUUUCUUACAAAUUAAAGUACUUUGAAUGUUUAUUUGCAUUAAUAUGAAGGUAAAAUAUUCUUUGAAACAAAACCUUUUGUUUACAAUAUCAGAUCAUGUCAAAUUAUCUCUGGUGCAGUCUUUGAUUUAUCUUAUUUUAUGUCUUUUUGUUCAGUCUGUACCUGUUUGGGGUCAAUGAUACUAGAAAAUCAUGGACAUAGUGUCUGUGAAAACACCCAUCAGCGUUUGCAGGGGUGUUUGAAAGCCUGGAUAUAGGUGUAUUCUUCACUGAAAAUCAGGAAACAGGAAGCAGAACAUCUCCCUACUCUUUAAACAUUUUAAGUUGUAACGUUUUAUGAAUAAAAGAACCAUUUUGAGAAUGUAGAACAUUAAUAAUGUGUUACAAGGUUCCAAAAUCUGCUUACAGGCCAACAGCCGAAAAACCAGAGGUAUCUUAUUUUAUGUAAAACGGUGAAAAGCAUGUAACCUUUCAUACUGUAAGGCUGUAAGCAGUAAAUGUUCAUUUGUAUCUGCUGAGGGAUUAAAGUUUAAGUCCUCAAUUGAUUAUAACAUUUGGAAUACAUUUACAUUUUUGUUAAGUAAUCAAUCAUUCAACUUAAAUAUACAUGUGUAACCUGAUACUGUAGCCUCAUACUGUAAGUAUCUUGUUUUGAGUUUAAACAGAUUUUUCUUUUUUUCAUUGUAUUGUUUAAAAAAACUGCAACUUUGCCGAACCACUUAUCAAUUAAAUUGUCCUAAUUAUACACCAUAAACUCCUCAUAAAAGCUACUUUUCACUGAUUCUAGAUCUUUCUUUGCAGAUUUAAAAACAUACUGUUAGCUGA
This is a messenger RNA of Xiphias gladius (swordfish), 13807 nucleotides long. Its product is annotated as E3 ubiquitin-protein ligase rnf213-alpha-like. Gene Ontology annotation, cellular component: cytosol; nucleolus; membrane. The record is from RefSeq and is a predicted model, not a curated record. NCBI's taxonomy places the organism in Eukaryota, Metazoa, Chordata, Actinopteri, Istiophoriformes, Xiphiidae. Gene Ontology annotation, biological process: ubiquitin-dependent protein catabolic process; negative regulation of non-canonical Wnt signaling pathway; sprouting angiogenesis. Gene Ontology annotation, molecular function: ATP hydrolysis activity; metal ion binding; ubiquitin-protein transferase activity.